AGGGCUUGUGCGUUUUUUGAUCUGUGAAGGCCCGAAGAUGACAUUCAGAAGGGGGGAAAGAAGAAAAGAAAACGAGCGAACGAACGCAAAGGAAUAAAACGCUGGAAAAAUUUCCAUUCGGGAGGGAGAAAACAAAACCGUAAACCCAGAAAACCAUAAAACGCAGCGUCGUACAGUACUCGCACGCUACGAUCGUUGCUUUGUCGACCUGUUCCUCGACGGCACACUCAUUUUGCAUCGCAAAUUCUUCACCCACCGCAACUCUUCGCUUCCACACGUGCGUUCCUCACCUCCAAUUUCGUCAGUUUUUUUUUUUUUGGUGUGACGAGUCGGAAGAUGUAUGCACAUGCACUGGACACUCUCUGUUGUAUUUACUACUGCUUUUGCUUUCUUCAGGGUCUCUAGUCAUUCCAACUUCCAUCUCAUGGAUAUUGGCAUUUGCACACACCUCUGAAUAUUUCUGAAGAUUUCAAGAAUAAACUGUAGCCAUACAUUGUUUGUUUAAGAUGCCUUUAGGUUCAAAUUCAGAGUCAGCCAAAGUUGACCUUGCCAUGAAUCAGAAUGCACUUUCUUCUUCUGAUAGCCAUGGAAGGACUUUGAAACCUGAGGAGGAUAAAGAAGUGGGGGAGGAAGGGGAGGAGGAAGAUGAAGAUGCAGAUGCAGAUUUUAACCCUUUUUUAAAGGAAACUCUUUCACAAGAAGCAUCUUCAAGUUUGAGCUCUGAAGUUGAUGGUUUGGAUGGUAAUGUUGUCACUAGUGGGCCAUCUGGGGGUUCAGGGUUAUCAAAGGUAACUACUAAGGAGCAAAUCUAUACUGUUGUAGAUACUGAACAUGGUGAGGAAGAAAUUAUUUUACAAUCUUCUAGUAUGAUUUCUCAGUCAGAGAUUAAUCAAGAGAAGCACAAUGACCUAACUAGUGCAACUGAUGGUAAUGGUUCUAGAACAGAACUAAGUAACAAAACAAAAUCCUGGAGUCCAGUAAUAGACAUAGAUAAUGAGGAUGCUAUCUGUAUGCGCACCAGAGCUCGUUAUUCACUUGCAAGUUUUACACUUGAUCAGCUUGAGACUUUUCUUCAAGAGACCGAUGAUGAUGAUGAUCUUCAAAAUGCUGAUGAUGAAGAAGAGUAUAAAAAAUUUUUAGCAGCUGUUUUACAGGGUGGCAAUGGUGAUGGUCUUUUAACUCAUGAAAAUGAAAAUCUUGAUGAUGAUGAGGAUAAUGAUGCAGACUUUGAGAUAGAACUUGAAGAGUUAUUAGAAAGUGAUGCCGACGACAAUGCAACAGUAAAACCCCGAAAGGAGUAUGAUGGAGCUGGACGACGACCUGAGACUAGGCAAAAUAAGCGCCAAAAAGUCUCUGCCCAAUAUGAGAAGAAAAUAUUAAAAGAAGUCAAGAGGCCACUGCGCCCCAUUUUGCCUUGGCUUAACGGGCCCCUACCUUCAGGGAAAGGUUUGAUUCCUGAUGCUACACUGAGCUUUCAAUCUUCUGCUUCAGGAAAUGGUCUUGUCAAUGGGUUUACUCCCCAGCAGAUUGGUCAAUUGCACUGUUUGAUACAUGAGCAUGUACAACUUCUUAUUCAGGUAUUUUCUUUAUCGGUUCUUGAACCUUCCCAAAAACAGGUUGCUUCUCAGGUUCAAGGUUUGCUUUUUGAGAUGCUUCACAAACGUGAUGAAAUAUUAGCUUUGAAAAGAGUGCCAUAUCCCAGUGUUUGCUUUACUCCAUCUUUUGCUUGCUCAUCUGUGUUCGACGGAGGCUCAAAAUUCAUCCAGGCCCAGUGCAAUAUAGAAUAUUCUCCUCCACAGGAUGCACAGAAUGUGUGGCUUUCUCAAUCCAAUCAGAGAUCCUCUGAAGGUUUGAACAGGCAAAGAGGUUUCCAAGUUACUGAAAGUUCUUUCUGGGUUCCUUUUGUAAGAGGCCCUGUACUAUCUAUUUUGGAUGUUUCUCCUCUUGAUUUAAUAAGAAGAUAUGUAGACGACAUUAAUUCUGCUGCCCAAGAGUUUCGAAAGAGAUAUAUUGAGUCUGGUAGUAGUGAUUCACCUGUUCAAAAGGAACCUCUCUUUCCUGUUUCUUCACCAGUUGCUGAAGCUAAUGGUGAAAUUUCAAGGGGAACCAUCUCUAGAGCAGUUAAUGCAGUCUCACCUUCAACUGGGAAACAACGACCUAAGAAAACAUUGGCUGCUAUGCUUGUUGAAAGUACAAAGAAGCAGUCAAUUGCUUUGGUGCAGAAGGAGGUUGCAAAGUUGGCUCAAAGAUUUUUGGCCUUAUUCAAUCCAGCAUUAUUCCCUCAUAAGCCACCCCCUGCUGCAGUUGUAAAUAGGAUACUUUUCACUGAUUCAGAGGACGAAUUACUGGCCUUGGGGAUAAUGGAAUAUAAUACAGACUGGAAAGCAAUUCAACAACGUUUUCUUCCCUGCAAGACUAAGCAUCAGAUUUUUGUCAGGCAGAAGAAUCGUUGCUCUUCAAAAGCAUCAGAGAAUCCAAUAAAGGCUGUUCGGAGAAUGAAAACCUCCCCAUUGACUGCAGAGGAGAUAGCAUGCAUUCAAGAGGGACUUAAGCUUUAUAAAUGUGAUUGGACGUUAGUAUGGCAAUAUAUUGUUCCACAUCGAGAUCCAUCCUUGCUUCCACGCCAGUGGCGCAUUGCUCUUGGCACUCAAAAGUCAUACAAGAUAGAUGCAUCAAAAAGGGAGAAGCGGAGAUUGUAUGAGUCAAACAGAAGAAAGUCGAAGGCAUUAGAAAGUUGGCGAGCUAUAUCUGAUAAAGAGGAUUGUGAUGCUGAAAUUGCUGGUUCAGAGUGCAUGUAUUCAGAAGUUGUCCCGUAUGUCCACCAGGCGUUUCUGGCAGAUUGGAGGCCAGACACAUCUACUCUUACUUAUCCCGAACGCAUUUCCACUACAUCUGGAGAAGGAAAUGUUGCUCACAAUGCAUUUUCUCAAGAAGAUAUUCAAUUUUAUAGGGGUACUCAUGAUUAUGGUUUAAGUGGAAAAGUUCCACAUCAGAAUGGUAAUCAGUCUGCAUUACCAUCUGUAUCCAAGCUUCCUCAGCCUUUUCAUACCAUGUCUGAUUUGAGAAAUGGAAUGAAAGGUGUUCCUAGCACCAUUAAUCCUAAGAAACCUGUUUUUGACGUGACCUCUAGCUCCAAAUACUAUUGUCGGCCCUAUCGGUCUCGGAGGGCACAUAAUGCUCACUUGGUGAAAUUGGCACCAGAUUUGCCGCCCGUAAAUCUUCCUCCAUCUGUUCGUGUAGUUUCUCAAACAGCUUUUAAAGGGUUCCAGUGUGGAACAUCUAAGGUUCAUCCUCCUGGAGCUGGUGUAGCUGCUUGUAGAAAAGAUUAUUCUGCAUCUCAAACUCCUCAUGGUGAGAAAUCUGAAAAUGUUCAUCCUGUUAAAGGUGCAAGACCUACAUUGGAAGAUAGUGUCACAGGCUCUCAAUUAGAAAGAUCUGAAACUGUUGAAGGCAAAUCUCUUGUGGCAGAAAAAGGCACCAGGACCGAUCUCCAGAUGCAUCCUCUCUUGUUCCAGGUCACUGAAGAUGGCAAUGCGCCUUAUUGUCCGUUGAAAUUUAGUUCUGGUACUUCUAGUUCAUUCAGCUUCUUCUCAGGAAGCCAACCCCAACUAAAUCUGAGUCUCUUCCAUAGCUCACAGCAACAAAGCCACAUUGAUUGUGCUAACAAGUCCUUAAAGUCAAAGGAUUCCACUUUAAGAUCUGGAGGCAUUGAUUUUCAUCCACUUCUGCAGAAAUCUGAUGAUACACAGUCACCAACAAGUUUUGAUGCCAUUCAGCCUGAGUCACUGGUUAAUAGUGGUGUGCAGGCUAUAGCCAAUAGAUCUUCUGGCCUCAAUGACAAAUCCAAUGAACUUGACUUGGAGAUUCACCUAAGUUCUGUAUCUGGAAGGGAGAAAUCUGUGAAAAGUAGACAGCUAAAGGCACAUGAUCCAGUAGGGUCCAAGAAGACUGUAGCAAUUAGUGGAACAUCGAUGAAACCUCAAGAGGAUACUGCUCCUUAUUGUCAGCAUGGUGUUGAAAAUCUUUCAGCUGGCAGUUGUGAGCUUGCUUCAAGUGCCCCUUUGGUUGUUUCUAGUGAUAACAUCACCAGAUAUGAUGUAGAUGAUAUUGGUGAUCAGUCUCAUCCUGAGAUAGUGAUGGAGCAGGAAGAGUUAAGUGAUUCCGAGGAAGAUAUUGAAGAACAUGUAGAGUUUGAGUGUGAGGAAAUGACAGAUUCCGAAGGAGAGGAUGGUUCUGGCUGUGAACAAGCUCUUGAGGUUCAAAAUAAGGAGGUCCCAAUUUCUUCUGAAGAAAAUGUUGUAAAGUAUAUGGAUUGCAUGAAAAAACCAUGUGAACCAAGGGCAAAUUAUGGUACUGAAGUUGAUGGUGGUCUCCUUAGAAAUAGUACUACACUAAAUAUUGCUUUGACUAAUGAGGGACAGGAUGACAGAAGUAAUUCUUCAUGGCUAAGUUUAGACUCAUGUAUGGCAGAUAAUCCUGUGCUUUCAAAGGCCAUACUUCAACAGAGUACGCUUGGUGAAGCUUCUGCUUCCAAAAACUUUUCAAUUGGUAAAGCUGUCAGAGAGGAGAGACAUACUGUAGACAUGGUGCAUCAGCUAAGUGUAGGUCCUCAUGUGUCUACCACUCCACGAAAACUCAGGAAGCGUUCUAGCAAAUCAAAUGCAAAUUUAAAUAUAGGAUUGACUGUUGAAAGAUCAAGCCGUGAUGGUAAUCAUGAAAAUGGUUGAUUAAAGUAAUUCUGGCAAAUGGGGUUCAAAUAGGAUUGCCUGUUGAAAAGUCGAGCCAUGAUGGCAAUCUUGAUUGAAAUUUUCUGGCAAAUGAAGUGCAAAUAUGAUUAACUUUUUGUAAGUUCAAACCAUGAUGGUAAUGCUGAAGUUUGUUGAUUGAUGCACCAUCUGAACUAACUGAGCUUGUUUUUGCUGUUCGUGGCUGUAGCUUUGGCAUCUAAUAUUUGUUGCUAUUGCUGGAUGGCAGUUAACCAGAGCUUAGGAGGGACAACCCUCUCCCCAAGGUAUUUUAAUGGGGAUCCUUCAUGUUUUCUGGGUGCUUCACCAAGAAUUGAUACUUUAAAUAUGUACAAUUACUCGCAAUGGUUGAAUUGAUAUUGUCUCUGUAAAUAAUGUUGUGAGAGAGGGUCAUAGGCAAAAUUGGCCUUGACUCUUUCAUAAUCACUAGAGAUUAUGUUCAAAAUUUUGUAAUGCGGGCGUCCAUUGUCUCCUAGUUCAUGGUGGAAUUGAUGAAUUGUAUAGAGCUAACUAUAUAUUCUUCACUAAUUCUGAUGUCCCAACAAGUAAUGUUCAAGAAAGUGCCAAUGACAUGUGGGCAAGUCAUCCUUUGGACUUGCCUUCGCCUGCACAGUGCACACCUUUCUUUGGCA
Messenger RNA from Glycine soja, 5377 nucleotides. RefSeq lists its product as uncharacterized. NCBI's taxonomy places the organism in Eukaryota, Viridiplantae, Streptophyta, Magnoliopsida, Fabales, Fabaceae. Gene Ontology annotation, cellular component: nucleus. Gene Ontology annotation, biological process: regulation of DNA-templated transcription. Bases 507 to 4727 code for a protein of 1406 amino acids. Gene Ontology annotation, molecular function: transcription coregulator activity. The transcript is spliced from 9 exons. The record is from RefSeq and is a predicted model, not a curated record.